CUGAAAAUAUGCAGUUGAGUUAUAUUAUUCUUCACCAUACUUACCACUAACACAUUGCAUUUCCACUAACAACUUCCAAAACCAAGAAAAUUAAUUUAUGCAAUAAUUAUCGAGAUCUGCGUGUAGCACUGCGUUUUCUUGACGGAGAAGAUUCAAGAAAUUAUAGCUUCUUUAAUUAGUGGAACGUUAGAAAUAAAAACUCUUUAUUUCCUCUUUGAAUCUUCAACAGCUGCAACCACUACUGCUACCACUUUACUCUUUACUAGUCUUUUUUCUUCUUGGGUGCGUGUUCUUCAAGAAAUGCCUCGUCCAUUUCUUUAAAUGUUACCGUUAUUUUUCACACUUUUAUUUCUUGUAUCUGAUUACUUCUACUUCAGUUCACUUCAUUCGCUGAUGGGUAUUUCUUGAUUGACUCAAAGGGAAGAAGACGAGCUGCCGAAUUUGAUACAAGUCACCUUCAAGCCAUUUCACCUUCAUACUCUAUGAAGAUACUAUUAUUUCUUCCGGCGUUAGCAUUCCUUUUACUUCUGUUUUACCCUCCCCAAACUAAUGCUGACCUAAAAUCUGACAAACAAGCUCUCCUUAACUUUUCCGCUAUGGUUCCACAUAGCCGAAAACUUAACUGGAAAUCUUUUACUUCAGUGUGCACUUCUUGGAUCGGAAUCACAUGCAAUGGCUCCCAUGUUCUUGCAGUUCGCCUCCCGGGUAUUGGACUAUAUGGUCAUGUUCCAGCCAACACACUCGGCAAGUUGGACGGUCUCAUGACCCUCAGUCUUCGAUCCAACUUCCUUACCGGAGAUUUGCCAUCAGACAUACUAUCCCUUCCUUCCCUUCAAUAUGUAUACCUUCAGCAUAACAACUUUUCAGGCACUAUUCCUUCAUCUCUUUCCCCUAUGCUUAACUCAGUCGACCUCUCCUUCAAUUUCUUCACAGGCGAUAUCCCUCCUACACUCCGCAAAUUAACAAACCUUACAAGUUUGAACCUCCAAAAGAACUCCCUCUCGGGCUUCAUUCCUGAACUCAAUACCUCAGUGCUCAAACAGUUAAAUCUGAGCUUCAAUCACUUGAAUGGUUCAAUUCCAUCUGCCUUUCAAAAGUUUCCUAGUUCCUCCUUCGCGGGGAAUAAUAUGUUAUGUGGACCACCACUGAAUCAUUGUUCAGUGAUCACACCCUCCCCUUCUCCAGCCCCUCCUUUCUUAUCGCCCUCUCCGGUCAGCCCUCAACAACCAAGAGUUGGUUCUAAGAAGAAACUAAGUACAGGAGCUAUUAUUGCCAUUGCAAUUGGAGGCUCUGUUCUGCCUCUAGGUUUGUUUCUGGUGACGGUGAUAUGUUGUUUGAAGAAAAAAGUCGGUGAAGAAAAUAGUGUGCUAAAAGGAAAAGUUGGAAGGGGCGAGAAGCCUAAGGAAGACUUUGGAAGCGGGAUUCAAGAUUCCGAGAAGAACAAGCUAGUAUUUUUUGAAGGUAGUUCUUACAACUUUGAUCUCGAGGAUUUGUUGAGAGCUUCAGCUGAAGUACUUGGGAAAGGAAGUUAUGGAACAACUUAUAAGGCGAUAUUGGAGGAGGGAACAAUGGUAGUUGUGAAGAGGUUAAAAGAUGUGGUGACAGGGAAAAGAGAAUUUGACCAGCAAAUGGAGCUUGUAGGAACACUCGGCCAGCACCCGAAUGUCAUUCCUCUCCGUGCUUAUUACUACUCCAAAGAUGAGAAACUCCUGGUUUAUGACUAUUCAUCAGCUGGAAGCUUUUUCACAUUGUUACAUGGAAACAGUAGUUUAGGUCGGAAUCCUUUAGACUGGGAAUCCAGAGUAAAGAUUUGCCUUGAAACUGCAAGAGGCAUAGCCCAUAUCCAUUCUGCUAGUGGAGGAAAACUCAUUCAUGGCAACGUCAAGUCGUCCAAUGUACUCAUCGCGCAAGAACUCGGUGGCUGCAUUUCAGAUUUCGGAUUAAUUCCUACAAUAAUGAGUUACCCUGCUGUCCCGUCUAGAAAUGCAGGCUACCGAGCUCCUGAGGUGGUUGAAACUCGGAAACCUAUCCAAAAAUCCGAUGUGUACAGUUUCGGGGUUCUCCUCCUUGAAAUGCUGACAGGCAAAGCUCCGGUUCAAAUGACAGGACAAGAUGAUGUGGUUGAUCUUCCGAGGUGGGUGCAGUCUGUUGUUAGAGAAGAAUGGACUGCCGAGGUGUUUGAUAUAGAGCUCAUGAGAUAUCAAAAUAUUGAGGAAGAAAUGGUGGAGAUGCUACAAGUAGCAAUGGCCUGUGUUGCAAGAGUGCCGGAAAUGAGACCUACGAUGGACGAAGUGGUUACGAUGAUUGAAGAAAUCCGGUCGUCGGACUCUGUUAACCAAUUAUCAUCAGAGGAGAACAAAGAAUUAGAUACUUCAACCCCAUCACCCAUUUGUUUAUGAUCAUUAUAGCAGAAUUUUCCCAUGUAAAAAGAAGAAAAAGGUCCAUCAGUGGUGCAAUCAUCUUAGUUUUACAGAGUUUAGUUUAGCACAUUGGCUUUUACAUUUCAUUUUAUUUAACUUGCAUUUCUUCAGAGUGGAUAGUGUAAAGAUUUCCAAAAACAUUAUCAAUGCUUAUGCUUUCAGAUUCUCCGA
Messenger RNA from Mercurialis annua (annual mercury), 2591 nucleotides. Its product is annotated as probable inactive receptor kinase At5g58300. Gene Ontology annotation, biological process: protein phosphorylation. The record is from RefSeq and is a predicted model, not a curated record. The transcript has 3 exons. Gene Ontology annotation, molecular function: ATP binding; protein binding; protein kinase activity. Lineage: Eukaryota; Viridiplantae; Streptophyta; Magnoliopsida; Malpighiales; Euphorbiaceae. Bases 483 to 2399 code for a protein of 638 amino acids.